GUCCUCCCCAAUUGGUUUCUUCUCUCCACUCCCUAUCGGGAUUGGCUAACUUUCCCAAUUCACCGCCCCUUCCUGCCCUGCCUCUGCGCCGCUUCCUUUCCGCGGGAGGCUGCCAUCGCUGGGUCGGCCUCUCCGGCUUCGGUGCGGGGUCGCCGGGCGUUCUUUGUCCGAAAAAAGGCCAACAGAUCUGUAGCGCCGGAUUCUAGGAAGCUUGAAGAAGGGCAGAGCUACAACAACAUGGCUAGCAAGCCCAGAAAUCAAAAGCCAAGAUGGAAACUGGCAGCUAAGGCAUCUCAAUUGAACAGACCACGGAAUGUUGUUCCUUGGCAGAGCAAGGCUGAAUGGGACCAAGUGAUGGUGGGGCUGUAUUGUGAGGACUGCCAGACACAACGAGAUGCACUGGACAGAGUGUCUGUCUGGAAGAGCAGAUUUGGGUCCAAGAUGCCUUUAGCUGUGGAAUGCACUGCAGAUCUGAUCCGCUGUAAGCUCCUAGAUGCUGCUGGAAUUCUGAAAUCCCAUGAACUGAUCCUGACAUAUGGGCUGGCACUGGUGAGGUUUGUGAAUCUCAUCACCGAGCGGAAGCAGAAAAUGGUUACCGUUCCACUGAGACAUCUAGCAAAAGAGCUGAACAUCCCAAUCUGGAUUGUGGAUCUCCGUCAUGACCUAACCCACGGCACCCUUCCCCAGCUGGUGACUUGCCGAAAAGGUUGUGAUACCGUGCUGGACUGGCUGAGGCGCUCAUAUUGGAGCUGCCAACUGGGCAAUAAUUUAGUUGAAGAAGGUGAGGAGGAAACUGAAGAAUCAUCAGAAGCGGAUGGUGAAGAUGAGAUGGUCAGCAGUCAAGAAGAUCCGGAGAAGACACCAAAUGAGCAGAAACACCAGGAACUCUGUGGAAAAGUCAGAGAUGUUUUGACUUCAUUUAAAAAUCAACAACUUGAGGUUCUCAGGCAACAGCCAGAUGUCAACCAAGCCUGUAAAAUAUGGAGCAUAGCUACUUCAGAGGUGGAAUGGGUUGUGGCCCAAAUGAAAGAUUUAUUACAAGAGAACAGGGAAGUUGUGGCUGAGACAUUGCUCGAAGACGGCUUUCUCAUUCCAACCGCUGACACUGUGCAGAUCUUAAAUAUUCCUCAAGAAACUCACAAGUGGGAUUUUAAGAUGCCUCGAGCAUUUCUUCGUUUCUGGCAGCCCCUACUGAGAGGUUUGCACUCCAGACAUUUCACUCAGACUCUUUUGGAGAAAAUGUUUGAUGAUUUGAAGGCCCACGCAAGGAUCGCAUCACUUCGGUCUCAGUACCUCAUCAACUGGAUCACAAAAAUUCUGAAGGCUAACUUGCGAGUUAAAAAGAAGUUAAAGUCUUCCAAAGCCAAGAAGAAGCAAAGCUGCUUGAGAUUGUUCCAUCACCAUAUUUCAUUACAAUGGUUGAAGCUUCUCAGAGAUUGCCUAGAUGCGCCUUGCUGGGCCAGUCCUCAUCUCUUGCAUCUGAUUCUGUUGAGUAUGGAGCCUCCGUUGCCGGCUGAGGCUCAAGAGAAGCUCCUCUACUUGACCUCUAUUUACACUCAAGAAGAUGGCGCCUUCCCCACUUCUGGCUCUACACUGGACGUUUGUAAGCAGCCCAUGUACACCGUGGAGAGCUUGCUGAAGCUCAGUGCUGCUGCAGCCUCCCACAAAUUCUUGAAGAGAGCAGGGUGGACAGAGGUGUUGCCAGGAAUGGUUAAAGAGAAAGGAUUGGCUGAGGAAGAGGAGGAGGAGGAGGAAGAAGAGAUGGACACUCAGUCACUAUCACAGCAAGAACCUCUUUUCCUAGACGACCCAGCAGCUUUGGCUGAAAAAAGAAAAGCUCUUCAGGGGGGAGUCUGGCAAGUCGGCUCAGAGGAUGAAACCCCGCCCAUCCUCUAAGAUAGCUGCUAUUGGACAAAGGGAGCUUGGAGGUGUGCAACUGAUCAUUUCCUAUUGCUAUGAUAUCUCUCAAGUAGUUAGACAUUUAGGUUUUCCAAGUGAUGGAAAAGCCUGUUGUUGAUAACCCAUGCUUCUAACAGUAUCUAGAAAAUCUACAGUUAGUUCAGGCCUACCCCCAAUUAGAUUACUUGUAAGACCUCCUGUCUCCAGCUCUCUGCUUUUUCUGUAAUAUCCAGCAGAGUUGGCAUGACUUCUCUCUCAAGUCACCUAGUGGGACUCAGGGGGUGUAGCUUCUGUGCUGAGGACCUGUCAUAUGGAACAUCAUGUUCGGAUGGCUGUGACUCUGUCCUUCCUCACUGGGCCACACCAUGGAUUAGAUUGAAAAUGUUUGGUUCCAAGAUGGGACCGUUUCUGAAAGAGCAGACGACCAAGGUGCUUUCAAGCAACCUUACCCAAUUUCCAGUGGUAUCAGAGCAUUCUGAGAGUUGGAAGUUCACAGGUUUAAAAGUUGCCGAGGUUGGACACUCCUGCUGUACAUUGUUCCCUUUUGGCUCAGUGCAGUGUUUUAACUCCGCUCCUGUGACUUCCUGGGUGAGCUCUAUCCAUCAUUGACUAUACUUG
Molecule: messenger RNA, 2517 nt
Organism: Pantherophis guttatus
Lineage: Eukaryota; Metazoa; Chordata; Lepidosauria; Squamata; Colubridae
Source: RefSeq, a predicted model, not a curated record